This is a messenger RNA of Micropterus dolomieu (smallmouth bass), 3457 nucleotides long. RefSeq lists its product as uncharacterized. Lineage: Eukaryota; Metazoa; Chordata; Actinopteri; Centrarchiformes; Centrarchidae. The record is from RefSeq and is a predicted model, not a curated record. The coding region runs from base 62 to 3367 and encodes 1101 amino acids. Gene Ontology annotation, biological process: prevention of polyspermy; binding of sperm to zona pellucida. Gene Ontology annotation, cellular component: egg coat. Gene Ontology annotation, molecular function: structural constituent of egg coat; acrosin binding. The transcript has 19 exons.
CCUCCUGUUCAGGUGAGGCGUCUGUGUGCGCGUGCAAGCAAAAAGCGUCAAGAACACGGAGAUGUCUCGCAAAAUGAGAAGAGAAAUACCUUUGUUUUUAUUUGAGGUAACCGUUUAUUUUUACACGUUUCAACUUUGUCACUCGGUAAGUUUAGGACAGCGGGAGGAGGAUGGUUUUGCUGCUCAGCAAGUCCAAAUGUCAACCAGGUGGGAAAGGUUUAACCAAGACCACGACGCCCAGCAGGGGAAUCGGCACUUGGUUAAACGGGUUCUUCAGGGCCCAGAUCUGCGUAAAUCCACGCAGUCGGGUGUCAAGGAGCUUCGGCCUGAAUCUGCGGCCUUUCUCGGAGCGCCAGUCCCAUAUUUUACUGGACCGACACUUGAUGAAAAUGACUUUCUUAACGUUGAAGACUUGUCUUGGACUUCUGGUAAUGUCAGCUGGCAACCACGUGCCUCGGAUUCACACUCUGAAGAUGGAUAUCGAUCACAUCUUACAGGUUUUGAUGGAGUCCAGGGGGUGGUCUUGGGCCCAUUAUUUGACUCCAAUCCACAUUUCUCUGAGUGGCUGGCAAUGAGGCCUUUAUUGCAGUGUGAUGAUAAAGCCAUGACCUUCACUACCACUGGAGAAGGAUUCAAGCACCUGUUAGUGGACAGAAAAGGAGCCUCUCCCAUCUCCCCGUUCAAGUUACCGCCGUACUGUGGCUACUCAGUGAGAAGGUCAUGGAAUGAACUUGAGAUGAUGGUGCCUUAUGAUGCAUGUUAUGUUACACAGGAGAAUGGCAGUUAUGUGCUGCCCCUGUUGUGGUGGGGCAGCCCACUGAAGCUCACCUGCCCAUUGCAGCUGUCCUCUCGUGCCAGGCUUUUCUUCCCCUUUGCACCCUCAGUCUUCUGCUCCCCCUACGGGAUGGUGGUGCAGAUAAAUGGGCAGGAGCAGGAUUUACCAAUGCUGGGAGUCACAAUGAAUGGAGAUUGGGGUACAUUUGUAUCUGAAGCGUGUGCUUUCCGUAUCCACUCCCAUCGUGAGGAGCAUACCUUCAUUGUCCCCUACAGUGCUCUGUGUAUCACUAGAGGAGAUGGCAUUAAUCUCUAUCUUCGAUUAGAUGAUCAGGAAUACAUCCUCUCCUGUCCAGUCAAUCCUCAGUUUCCCAACCUCUCCUUUCCUCCAGCUCCUAGUGACCCUCAGUUUCCCCAAAUUCCAGACCCUGUUAAUCCUGCACCCACUGCCCCUCCUCCUCCCCCUCCUCAACCUCCAACUCAGGGGCAGAUUGCUCAGCUUCCUGAAUAUCCCUAUUACCCUUAUCCUGGAUUCCACCACCCCCAGCUUCCCCAGGUGUACCCUCCUGGUCCACAACCUGCCCGUCCCACUCAACCCACUCCUGGCAGUCCUCCUGGGCCCCAGCCUCAGCAGCAGUUCCUCACUACUGUUCCUCCAGCUACUCGGCCACCCAAACCUCCACAAAGUCCCUAUUACCCUCAGUAUUAUCUGCAGAUACCUCACUAUCCUGCACCCACUGCAGCACCAGUGACCCAAACACCUGCUGCUUUUAAAACUAUUCCUCAGGAACCUCAGAAACCAGUGGCUCCACAAGCCACCUCCCCCCCUUACAGUCACAGGAUUUGUGGUUAUUACCCUUAUCCCUAUUACCACCCUUUCUAUCCGCCACACUAUCCUCUACCUUACCCCCCUGUACACCAGUCUCCAGAGACUACCACCACCACACGUUCCACAGCGUCUACCCCAACUCGGCCCACUCCACAGAUCCCCCACCACAAGUGUCUGAUGGAGCGGAUGGUUGUCUUCCUGCCUUUUGCUCACCCAGGCUCCAUCCAGGUCAGAGACCAAAUGAAGACAUGGCUGUUCCUCUCCAAUGUGUCUCCACUGUGUGGGUACAUGCUACAGAUGGCUGAGGGCUCCAUGGUAAUCCUUCACUCUCCUCUGCCUGCCUGCCACAGCCAGCCACGGACUCCCACGACCAUUUCCCUAUCUCUGAGGUUUUGGGACCUUUCUAUAGCACAGUACAGAACUCUAGACCUGCAAUGCCCGUAUUCAACUAUCCCUAAAACUCCUGCACCAGUUAUCCCAUCAGCGUCCACUACCCCACCCAGCACCACGCAGGGCAAGAUCAGCCCCUCUGUUGUCCCAAAACCUGAGGUCUUCUGCUCCUCCCACCAGAUGACUGUGGAGCUCCCCUCUGGUCCUAUCUCUGGAAUUGUUGUUAAAGACAUCAAAGGGAACCAGAUGAAUCUCCCGGAUCACCCAAAGUACUGUGGGUAUUCUGUAAGAGAAGGCAAAGCUGGCAAAAUCUAUUUGCGUGUCCAGUUACACUCUCACUGCCACAUGAUUGUGCAGGGUAAAAUGUACAUCACUGUGAUCUACAUGACAGUAAAUGGGAGACAGGAGGCUCAGUUUUCUUGUCCAGUUCCCAUCCCAGCAUCUGUACAAGAGUGCAACCUUCCCCGCGAACAGCGUCUCCCCUGCGGACCCGGCUCUGUGUCCCAGCCACAGUGCCUCUCCAUGGGCUGCUGCUUCAGUGAGCACCCCCCUGCCUGCUAUUACCCCAUGGAUGAGUGCACUGUUGAUCGACACUUUGUCUUCUCCGUGCCUGCCUCCCUCACGGAUCCCUCUCUUUCCCCUGCCAUGCUCGUCAGUGCCGGGAACUCCACCUGCAAACCCUGGAGAGUGACUCCUGACUACGCCUUGUUUAAGAUACCAAUGGAUGGCUGUGGCACACGCAGAGUGAUGGUGGGGAAAACUGUGAUUUACAUGGUGGAGGUCAUCAACAAGGUUCAGGCAAUCAGCCUCAACCAUGGCACCAUAACAAGGGAUUCUCCUGUCAGGUUGUUAGUGGAGUGCAGGUAUCUGCCAAGCCCUGUUCUGAGUGUGAGCUACUUGGUUAAAACUCCCACUCUGGGACCUGCAGUUCAAACCCAGGGGGUGUUUGGAGUCCAACUCAGGAUUGCCAAAGAUGCCCAGUACAGCAGCUACUACCCUCAGUAUCACCAGCCCCUGCAGAUGCUGCUGGGGAAACCCCUCUACCUGGAAGUGCGGCUGCUCAACACCCCGGAUCCCAGUUUGGUGCUGCUGGUACACUUCUGCGUGGCCUACCCCCGCUCUGGAAAGGCUGUGUGGCUGCUGCUUUACAACGGAUGUCCCAACCCCUUGGACCCAGCCCCGGAGCAGGCUGUGCUGUUAAAUCCUAGACCGCCCUCUCCCCAGGCUCAGACCCGCCGCUUCACCAUCAGCACCUUCCAGUUCCUUCCUGAUGGUGAUUUCAAGGACCUGGAUGAGGAGAUCUACUUCAUGUGUUCCACUGAAAUCUGCUCGCCACAUGAUGGGCCUUGUGUCGAGGGAUGCUUUGGCCAGUGACGUUACGAAAUGGAAGAUGCUUGAAGCUUGUGGAGAUUAUGAUCUGACAUCACUUGUUCAACAACUAAUAAAAGCUCUUGAAGGACGCUA